Molecule: messenger RNA, 3323 nt
Organism: Bombina bombina (fire-bellied toad)
Lineage: Eukaryota; Metazoa; Chordata; Amphibia; Anura; Bombinatoridae
Product: tetraspanin-4
Exons: 8
Coding region: 251-970 (239 amino acids)
Cellular component (GO): membrane
Source: RefSeq, a predicted model, not a curated record
UCUACAGACUCUGCUGAGCUGACAGUCGCACUGAGAGUCAGACAGCUCGGAAAGUUACUGGGAUUAAGACAUAGUUCAUGGUACUGUGAAGAAACAGAAGAACAAACAAAACAUCAUAUCUGCUUUGCAGAGUGAGUCCAAAUCAUUUGCUUCUGCUGUUCGCCUGAGAAACUACUUGAAGGCACAAAAGAGUCAGAUACCGUGUCUGUUAUUCAGCUUCAUCACAGCGGUAUAUAGAGAGCUGAAGAAAAUGAGUAUGACAAGGAGCUGCCUUCUCUGUAUCAAAAUCACCAUGUUCAUUUUUAACCUCAUUUUCUGGCUUGGAGGAUGUGGUAUCCUUGGGGUUGGAGUGUGGUUGGCAGUUACCCAGGGGAAGUUUGCCACCCUCUCCAUUUCAUUCCCCUCUCUUUCCGCUGCCAGUCUCUUCAUGGUUACCGGCUCUGUAAUAAUGGUGGUGGGCUUCAUUGGAUGUCUUGGCGCCGUGACUGAGCACCGCUGCCUGCUUCUCACGUUUUUUGUGGUUUUAUUGAUUAUCUUCCUCCUUGAAAUUAUUGGGAUGAUUCUUUUCCUCGCUUACAAGGAUGAGUUUCACGACUAUGCUCAGGAAGACCUAAAAAAGGGAUUAAAACUAUAUAAAACAGAAGGAAAUUUGGGACUGACGAAUGCCUGGGACAUAGUGCAGACACAGUUCCGGUGCUGCGGAGUAAAAAAUUACACAGACUGGAUGGAUGUGGGAAUCAACUCUACUGUUCCUCAUUCCUGCUGCACAGAGCACAUUGUAAAAUGUGAGGCCUUCCCCAGCUCCUGGUGGAAAGAACCUUGCUAUAUGAAAGUGCAGCACUGGGUAGAGGAAAAUAUCUUCUCUGUGUAUAUAUUUGGCAUCUGUAUCCUUAUUGUGCAGGUUUUUGGAUUGAUAUUCUCCAUGCUGAUGUACUGCCAAGUCCUCAGAGCUGAAAAAUAUUACGAAUAGUGACAGUAACCCGCACUAAAUCUUAUAAACUGUCCCUAUGCCGUUCUUUUGUGCCCAGUUGUUAUACCUUACAUGCACAAGGAUAACAAACUGCUUAAACGUAGCUCCAAAAAGUGGAGUCUUUUCUAAUAAUCUUCUGCUCAGAUGAUGAAUAAUCACUGGAUACAUCAAGCGCUGUGCAAGUGGAAAUGAUCUUCUUCAAUCUAAAACAAUGGCUUCAUUAUAAGUGUUUAUAUAACAAAACUUUGACCAAAUGCUUUGACUUCUUGAGGAUGAAGAACUGAUGUAUUUUUAGCAUUGAAGUCUACAUAAACUUAGCUACUUCAUAGCCACAUCCUGUAAGCGAACAACUCCAUAAUACCUUGCUUGGCAUUGACAACCAAGUCGCGUAUCUCCAGCAUGCACCAAGUAUUAUUAUUGUUAUUAUAAUUCAUUUGUAUAGUGCUGCAAAAUUCCGUAGAGCUGAGCAAUAACAAAUACAUAGUUCAUUCUGUAAACUUAGAACACAAAAAGUCAGUCUAGAAAUCAUACAAAGGCAAUAAUGACCCAACAAGCACAACCAUAUGACUAUAGUCAGCUUUACAAGCAUUGUGUGUCAGUCUGUGGCCUUCACAACAUACUGUGUGUAUAAUAAAAAUGCUCUUUUUUACAUAGGUUUGAAGUUCAAGCUUCCAUUGGUUGCUGAUUUUAUAAUAUAUAUAAUGGCAGAAAAUAUCAACUGAAUAUAUGAGAGUUACUACUCACGUUGAUUAUAGUGCUGCCUAUAUGAGUGAGGACUACAGUGAUGAUUCAUUUAAAGGAAAAAAAGUAAUGGUGAAAGUAGGAAUUUUAAUAGCAAUUUACUCAAAAGUAGGAAUUACAGUAACAAAUUACUUUAUGUAACCUAUGGGGUAAUGUGUUGUCUUUAUAGGAUGCUUUAAAGGACUAGGUUUAUUUUAUCAUAAUAAAGGGCAUUAUGAUACUUAUAGACAUUUCCUUAUACUUUGCAUAUUAUUGUUUUGCUUUAUUAUUUUUUUUGCCUUUAAAUUUGCUUUGCAUUUGAGAGAUGGUUGAGUGAUUAAAGGUUGAGUGAUUAAAGGGACAUUGGAUUGUUAUGAAAGUAUCAAUGCAUUUGAUGCAUUACUUAACAGAAGUUCUACAGAGCAGAUAUAUUUAAUCACGCAUUUUCAAUUUUUGUAUAUUUAUACAGUAAACAGCCUCCUAACAGCCCUCCCCCAACAGAUGGUGUUAUCAUUGCUCAGGAUGAUACAGCCAAUCAGAGAUUAUGUUUCUAAGAUGUCUUCUUGAAGUUAAAGGGACAGUAUACACCAAUAUUUAUAUAACUGCAUGUAAUAGACACUACUAUAAAGAAUAAGAUGCACAGAUACUGAUAUAAAAAUCCAGUAUAAAACCUUUUUAAAAACUUACUUAGAAGCUUACAGUUUAGCUCUGUUUAAAAGGUUACUGGAACACCCACUGCAAGUGGGAAAUAGCAGACACUUCCCCUCCCCCUUCCUUUGCAUAUGAAAAGACCCUUUACACAAACAGAAGCAAGCUGGAGUAGGUAUAUGUCUGUAUUCUCCUAAAACUUUGGGGCUUGGUUAGGAGUCUGAAAAUCAGAGCAAUGUUAUUUAAAAAUAAGCAAAACUAUACAUUUUUUUAAAAAAAAGGAGAGCAAGCAUCAUCUUUUUAUACUCACACACACACGCAAUACCUUAUCUUAUCUCUCUAUGUAUACAAAAAUCCAAUACUUAGAGCAAUUGAAUAUAAAUAUUUUUUUAUAUGUCUCUCCCACCUCCUACUGGCAGGAUGGUUACAGCUGCUUCCUCUUGUUUACGUAGCUUUUCUAUAGCCAAUACUAUUUUACUUUUCAGUGUAGGUGACCGUUUUAAAAGGCAAGUUAUCUCAAAUUAGGUAAGGAGCUAUUUGUAAACAAUUUAAUACACUCCAGCUGGUAAAAAUUUAUAUUUGGAAACACAACGGACAGAAAACUUUACAGUGAAAUGUCCCUUUAACCAAACAUUUUGGAAUAAACAGAAGCUUUUAUGCUGGUAGUUUGUAUCUACAAACUCUCCAGUUUUUAUGUUUUCCUACAGAGACAAUUUAUUAGAACAACAUGUGAGAUUGAGAGACUGUUAGUGACUAUAACCCACAGUGAUAUAACCCAGUCUCUGCAAACUUUUUACAGUUAUAUUGGCUCUCGCUGUGCUUCUCCCCAAUAUCUUCCAGCCUGUGCUCUGUCAGCUAUAACAGGUGUAUAUAUCAUGCACCCUACAAGUGUAUUCUUUACUGAAACAAAUUUGCAUUAGCUGACAUGGUGUGAUUAUUACUAAAGUCUGUUUUAUAUAUUUCAAUAAAACGUUUUAUUAUCCAA